Messenger RNA from Fusarium falciforme, 963 nucleotides. Its product is annotated as Abhydrolase-3 domain-containing protein. The transcript has a single exon. The coding region runs from base 1 to 963 and encodes 320 amino acids. The record is from RefSeq and is a predicted model, not a curated record. Lineage: Eukaryota; Fungi; Ascomycota; Sordariomycetes; Hypocreales; Nectriaceae.
AUGUCUAUCGAACAAGAUACUGCCUCCACCGGCGCAUCUGAGCGCAGCCAUGCUGAAAUCAUGGCCAUCGCAGCCAGAGGAAACGAGAUCACGGGAUUGGACAUUUUCCAAAAGACAACAGACGAUAUUGCUCCCGCGAGAGUCGACGAGUUGAUGUCGCGGAUGCACCAAGAUCAGCCCGUUGGAGGUACCGACAUGUCGUAUGGGGACAGUGAUGCACAGCAUCUUCGCUUCUGGAAGUCCAAAUCACCGAAAGCUCCAAUUGUCGUGUUUGUCCAUGGCGGGAGCUGGAGAGUAGGCACACACCUGGACUCGAUAGGAGCAGAUAAAGUCAACCAUUUGCUCACCAAGGGGUACGCAUUUGCCACCAUCAAUUACACCCUCAUUCCUCUAGUCAAGGUGGAAGAACAGGUGCAGGAGGUAGCCAACGCGGUCGGCUUCCUGGCCAAGAAUGUAGAUGAACUCGGAUUUGACGAUGGACGGGUCAUUUUGAUGGGGCAUAGCUCUGGAGCACAUGUCGUCACUCUGCUGGGGACUGACACAAGUUACUUGGGGCGCGCAGGGGUGGAUAUCCGCACCAUACAAGCCGUCAUCUCGAUCGAUGGCUCCAACUAUAAUGCGUUGGCCGAGAUGAUGGACAGUCCGGGUCCGAUAGCACAAAACAUGACCUACGGACUCGGCUCCGAUCCGGAGCGGCUGCGCGCCAUGUCGCCGACUUACCACGCUCGCGGUCCUAAUGCCCAGGCUUUUCUGCUACUACAUGUUCAAAGGCAAGGCGACAUUAGACAGGCGGUCGAGUUCGCCGCUGCAUUGACUGCUGCGGGCACUAAAGUAGCCUUCCAUGUAUUCGAGGGCGAGUGGUUUGAAGGUCAUAUGCAGAUGCUACUCAAGCUUGGUGACCCGGAAUAUCCUGCGACUUUGGUUAUGGAUAACUGGCUGAAUGAGCAUGUUCCAUUGGCCUAG